AUGGCGUCGACGUCGAGCUUGGAGUUGGGGAAGAUCGUGCCGCCGGCCGGCUUCCUCCUCCACCGCUGCACCGCCGUCCUCAGCGCCCCUGUUCUCCGGGGGAGGAGCGCGAGCGGGCGGUGCGGCCUUGCCGUCUCGGUCUCGUCCUCCAAUGGUGCAGCUGGGCUCUCCCCACUGAGUGACUCGGAGAAGAAAGGCCCUGUGGUGAUGGAGAUCCCGCUGGAAGAUAUCCGGAGGCCGCUAAUGCAAACGCGUGCUAAUGAUCCUGACAAGGUGCAGGAGCUCAUGGACAGCAUCCGUGUCAUCGGCCUCCAAGUACCUAUCGACGUGCUGGAGGUUGACGGAGUCUACUACGGAUUCUCUGGAUGCCAUCGCUACGAGGCUCACCAGCGCCUAGGACUCCCAACCAUCCGCUGCAAAGUCCGCCGAGGGACAAAAGAAACACUGCGGCACCAUAUGCGAUGA
This is a messenger RNA of Triticum turgidum subsp. durum (durum wheat), 465 nucleotides long. NCBI's taxonomy places the organism in Eukaryota, Viridiplantae, Streptophyta, Magnoliopsida, Poales, Poaceae. The record is from the annotation of a GenBank genome assembly.